This is a messenger RNA of Rhincodon typus (whale shark), 4071 nucleotides long. It is a transcript of the gene gramd4a, whose product is annotated as GRAM domain containing 4a. The record is from RefSeq and is a predicted model, not a curated record. Bases 45 to 1778 code for a protein of 577 amino acids. Lineage: Eukaryota; Metazoa; Chordata; Chondrichthyes; Orectolobiformes; Rhincodontidae. Gene Ontology annotation, biological process: apoptotic process; negative regulation of toll-like receptor 9 signaling pathway. The transcript is spliced from 18 exons.
ACAUUCACCAUGUUAAAGUGAAGGAAAAGAACUCUGUAUUGAACAUGCUGAAACGAUUUGACAAAAUAAGAUUUAGAGGACAGAAGCGAGAUGAAAUACUUGAUCUAGUAGAAUCUCCCAAUGCAUCAGACAAUGAAUGUGGUGAUGAAAUUCCUGCGAAAUCUGCUCGAUGCUCUAUGAGGGAUUCUGAAGAGCCAAAGGACCCUGCAGGCCCGGGGGUAUCAAAUAUGGCUUCAGGAAUUCAAGAUUUUAACAGGACAGAAUCUGAUCGACUGAAUGAAAUCAAGGGACAUCUUGAAAUCGCAUUGUUAGAAAAACAUUUUUUACAGGAAGAGUUGAGGAAGCUUAGGGAAGAGACAAAUGCUGAAACUCUUAAGCAAGAACUAGAAAAGGAAAAAUUGAAGCGAAUAGAGCUGGAACAAAAAAUCUCUGAUGUGAUCAAAACCAGAGGUGAAGACUCUUCAAGUCAGCAAUCUUUGAAAGUUCAGACUUCAGUAAAUGGAACAGAGAAACGUGGUAGGACAUUCUACUCCAAGAUUCAAAAAUGGUUCUUCGAGAAGUUUUCAGAGUACAUUGAAGAUUUUCAAUUCCAAAAACCAGAAAAUCCUGUCGAAACUGAAGAACCACUUAGUGCUAAACGGUUAACCGAAAAUAUGAGAAGAUUAAAACGUGGUGCCAAACCAGUAACCAGCUUCUUAAAGAACCUGUCAGCCUUAUCAAAUUGGCACUCUGUAUACACUUCAGUAAUUGCCUUUAUUAUCUACAUGAAUGCUGUUUGGCAUGGCUGGGCCAUUCCAAUGUUCUUAUUUCUAGCCAUUUUGAGGUUGUCUCUAAAUUAUCUCAUAGCAAGGGGUUGGAGGAUUCAGUGGAGCAUUGUGCCUGAAGUAUCAGAUCCUGUGGAGCCUUCAAAGGAGGACCUUACUGUAUCUGAAAAGUUCCAGCUUGUGCUUGAUGUAGCACAAAAAGCACAGAAUCUUUUUGGCAAGAUGGCAGACGUACUGGAAAAAAUUAAAAACUUAUUUAUGUGGGUGCAUCCAGAAAUAACACAGAAGUUGUACAUGGGCUUGUGGGUCCUCUUUAUUGCAUCUUGCUUCUUCCCAUACAGAAUUUUGGGCCUCUUCAUAGGACUUUAUGCAGGAGUAAAAUUUUUUCUCAUUGACUUCAUCUUCAAACGUUGCCCAAGGCUUCGAGAAAAAUAUGAUACUCCUUACAUUGUGUGGAAGAAUUUGCCCACAGACCCCCAGUUGAAGGAAAGAUCAAAUGCUGUACUGAUGAGACGGAUUCCAACAGUUGUGUCAAGGUCCAAUGUAACUGCCAACAGCAUGUCUGUGUAUAGCAGGGAGGAUGAUGGUGUACGUUCACACAGCUCCAAAAAAAGCAGCUUCAGUGAGAUCUUCAAUUUAGCAGAGAAUGAACGCCCUUUACCAGUAUGUGAAAAUGGCUGGCGCUGCUGUCUAAUUAACAGGGACAAGAAGAUACCCACUGACUACAUUCGGAAUGGUUUUCUCUAUGUAACAGAAAAUUAUUUAUGCUUUGAAAGCUCCAAAUCUGGUUCAUCCAAGAAAAAUAAGAUCAUAAAACUAAAAGAAAUUACAGAUAUUCAAAAGUACAAAGUUUUGUCAGUUUUGCCAGGAUCAGGAAUGGGCAUUUCAAUAACUACUCCGUAUACGCAAAAGCCACUCGUAUUCGGUGCUAUGUUACACCGGGAUGAAGCCUUUGAAGCAAUAAAUUGUCAACAUACUAAAAUAACAUCCAGUGUAUCCAGUAAUGAAACUUAACCAAGUUCUUACAAUAAUCAGAAGUCAUGUGUAUAAUAAUAUGGAAAUGAACAGUUGGACAAGAACCUCCAUUACUUGUUUGAUAUUUGUGAUGGAUUUUGUACAAAAUUGGAGUAGAUGGUUUGUAAUCUGUAUAUUUUUAACUUGCUGUUUAGUUCUUUUACAUUUUUGUCAGAGUUCUCCACAAAAGUGCUAUUACUUUCAAAGUAAUCCCUGCACAGUGAGCACUUUUGGCAUUUGUUUACAGACAUUUUAAAUGGUAGUCUAAAUUGGGGUAUGGAAGAAUUGAGAGUGGUUCUUAGAAUAAAGUAAGACAAAAUUUCGAGUCAAAGAUUUGCAAAAUCUGAUUGCCAAGAUUGUAUACUUUUCGGUGUCCAUUUCAGAUGGCGAGAGUAUUAGUUGAGAUAAUUCUCCUGGCAGAAGAGGCUAGUAAACUAAGUGAAGUGAAUAUGUUGCACCUUAAACCUGAGGACUGGACAUCAUGGAUAUUAAGCAAUUGACAUUAAUACAUUAUGAAGUGAUUCAUUAAACAUUAGCAUGAAAGGAUCAGAGUAUAAUGUAGCCACGUCUACAAAUAUCACAACGUCAAUAAUCUCACCCAUUUGUUCCAUGAAAAUAAAAUAUAAUUACUAAAAGUUUUUUAAAAUUAUUUUUGCUGCAUGUUAACUACCUAUUCAAUUUACUUUCUCUGGUUUUAAGAUCCAUAUAUAGCCCUUCCAUUGGCAUUGAUAAGAUUUUGCAAUAUAAAUAUGUGGAAAAAUUAGAGCUUUGCACAGUUCUUCCCCCUGAUUUAAAUGUUGCAUUUAUAUUCUAAAAUGCUUAAAAGUGUUUUACUUUUCUUCCUGCUAACUCCCUCCAAAAAGGCUAGAUUUUGGCAAGACGUUUUAGAUGUUCCAGAUUUUGAAAUUAAAAAAUUUGAUGGGUUUAUCUCACUUCAUCUUGUUUUGUUUUCUAAGUAAAAGCCUGAUUUUGUCCAUAUUCACUGCAUUAGUAACAUUUUCCUGCAUCUUUGUUUUAAGUUGCACCAUCAUCAGAUCUAUUUCCAAGGCUUUAUGAGCAGCAAUUAACUUGUUAACAUGAAAGUGGUAUCAAGUGACACCUUCCAAUAUUCCUUUUCUCCCUAUGUGGUAAAACCCGUCCUUGUUCAGUGUCUUUUCCCUAGAGAGCCAAUUUUGAGACAUCUUAUACAUUAGCCAAUGCCCUGCCUCUCAGUACUAUGGUUCAAAAGAUACAAUGGCUCAGAGAAUUUCUAGAAAGCAGUUCCUUUCUCCUUCAUUUUUUGCUGCUGUCAAUGUUCAGCAUGGUGUCUAAAUGCACUGAACUCUAAAUUUCCUCAAGCACCUCCAAUCCUAGAUAUUAUAAUAGCAAAGAUGGCAGGUGUUUGCAUGUCCCAUACCUUUCUGACAUUUAAAAAAAAAAGUCCUGUGAUUUCACCAGUGGUAGCAGCAGCUACUCUCUGCCAUUGCCUUCUCCAAAUCAAAAUUCUUCGUUUUGUACUCCAAGUCCAGUCUGAAUGCAAAAUGUGACGUGACUGACAAACUUGCAAAGGACCUUCACUGAUCUCAAAGCUGCCAAUUACCAACUCCUAAAAUGUUCUGAUUCAUUUUAUUUGUCCAAUUUCUAAUAAAGUUUAUACUGUACAUGAAGAUACGUGAUCAUGCUGAAUAAUUUUGAUUAAUAUAGUUCAUACAAUAUAUACCGAUUUCUUUGAUUUAUUCAAGGUGUAAUUUGUUACAACUUCUGGUUUAACAUUGUUGAGACAGCAAAAACUGGAAUACAAAUAAUACGUUUGUGAUGUAUAGUUUCUUGAAGUGCGUACAUUUGCCAAGUUCUCUGCACCUUUAGUUUACUGUUAAAGAGGGUAUGUUUACUGAGGGCUAAUUUUCCAGCUUCUGUAUAGAAGUGCAUUUGCUGGUGGAUCCCUUAAAGGACACAAAUUAGCAACAAUUUUAAGUUUAAAAUAAUGUAAACACUUUGUAAAAAAAAUCAACAGGUAGUUUUUAAACUAAGGCAAUUUAUUUUCUUAAUAUCCCUGUCAUAAAAAUGCAGUUGCCAUACUUGAUAAGCAUUAGAUAUAUUGACUGUCUACAUAUUGAAAGUUGUGCAUAAUUGUUUUUGGUAUCAUGUAAAACUUUUGGUGUAAAGAAAGCAGAAAAUAUUAAUAGAUCCAGGAAAUGUAACUUAAGCCUAUAAAAUUUGCAAGCUUCGCAUCAUGUUUAUUGUAAAAAGAAAACAAAGUCUUGUAAAAAGUCACAGAUUUUUAUUUGCAAUAAAUGGUUCUGUAAAAAAAAAA